Molecule: messenger RNA, 5027 nt
Organism: Moneuplotes crassus
Lineage: Eukaryota; Ciliophora; Spirotrichea; Euplotida; Euplotidae
Source: the annotation of a GenBank genome assembly
UAUCAUUACGGGAAGAAAUGGAGGGUGACAGCAGAGAGGAGUCUAAAGAAGCAGAAAGAUUUAACACAAGAGAUGAUAUGUUCAUCCGAGAAGCGAUUGACGAGAUUGAAGAACUCAGCCGAGACGACCAAUCAAAUAACGCAGAAUAUCGCAUCGACAUUGAAGACUUGAGCGCCUUGCAGUCUAACAAAUCGGGUUCAUUAAAAAGUGUUCAGAAAUAAGCUAUCCAGCCUCAGGAUGAGUAAGAAGUUUAGCAAAGAUACAGAAUUGGAGAAAUAAUACCCAAAGUUUGCUAGAUUCCCUUGGAUUGGGCCAUCAUUAUUUCUCUUCAAAAUCAAGUAUGAUGUCCUCAAAUUCUGGCAAUUCAUUGACCAGAAGAAGGAAUCGUGGGUUGAAGAAGAAGGAUACUAGCUUGAUAGUUCCAACUGCUUCUGAAGAUAAUGUUAUGAGGAAAAACAAAUUUGCCUUAACUCACCGAAGCAAGAAUUCCAGCAUUUCAAAUUUUGAAACGGUUAGGUUCAGACCUAACCAAGAAGGAAGCAAAGAAAGUAAAAGAUCUAGUCUCUGAGUCAUACAAGAAGCAUCCAAGAUUAGGAAAAUGUUCAGUAGGAGAUUUGGAGACUCACCACAGAAAUCACUGAAGAAGAGACCUCGAGCUCAGUCACCUGUAAAACUUGCAAUCCCGGGGAUGAAUAUUGCUUCGCCCGAUAAGGACUUUACUUUACCGAUGAAAUAAAACCUCAAAGCUGCUUAGGAUUGGUACGAUCAUGAAUAAGACCAAGGUGGAAGCAUCUAUGUCGUCUCUCAGUAGGAGAUCUUCCUUGAGUGAUUGCUCCUCCCAAGUUUCAGGUGCUGAAAAUGAUACUAAGAUGCAGUCAAAACCUGUUGAAAGUUUCAUGAAGACUUUUAGAAAUGAAGAAAAGAAAGAGAAGAGCUUACAAGCUCUCAGCAAAGUUAUUCCAAGACUUCAGUCUCGGCGGCUGAAGAAGACCACCUUUAACACAGUCUCUAGUGGGAAUAACGCUGUGAAGAAAAUCAUCAAUAAGGAGGGAGAUAAUAUCUUUAAGGAAAAAUUGAAAUUUCUGAAUACGAAAAAUUGUUACCAGACAGCUUCAAAAUAUUUCAACUUAGCUUAUAGAAAUGUGACAUUUUACCACUUCCAUGAUGAUACUUUUGCUCAGAAAGCUUAUUUUCUUACGACAAGUCCAUUUGUGAGAGGUAUAAAAGUAUUCUUGUGCUGGUUCUAUAUGUUCCUGACAUUCUUUGAGCCAAAUAAUUCUACAGAUACAUCAAUUGCUCGGGGAAGUAUCCAAUUCAACUGAAUCUUAGCCUGCGAGAUCAUCAUUCUUCUGUACUUUCUGAUCGAUAUGAUUUUGAGAAUACAAUUUACAGUAAUAGCAGGUCAAAGGAUAGGCUUUCGCAAGGUAUUCACUGAAGAAAUGUUCGUCAUAAAUCUCAUCUGAGAAUGAAUGAUGAUAGUAGAUGCUGUGCUGUUUUAUUCCCUAUAUCCAAACAAGUAUUUCAGAUUUGGAAGAAUAUUCAGAGCAAUAAAGGCAGUUUUGGAGUCAAGAGAAGUAUAUAGAACUACUGUUUCUGCCUUAAACUGAUACCCACAGAUAAUCGACCUUGGGUGCCUGAUAUCCUUAAUUUCAUUCCUGUAUGCAGUCUUUGGACAAAGAUUUCUUGAUCAUAAGAUUUCUGGAAUAACUAGAGAAAGUAAUUUUUCAAAUUUGUUUGAAGGAACUCAGAACAUUUAUUUCCUUGCUACAUUGUCAAACUACCCAUCUGUCCUAAUCCCAUACGUCAAGGACUCGAAUAUGAGCUUGAUAUUCUUUUAUCCGUUCCUAGUACUGACUGUAUUGAUCAUUCUUCCUCUGCCAGUAGCGAUUGUGUUCGAGGCCUUCAAGAUCAACAGAGGUAAAGUCCUUCUGAAAGACAGGUUACAUGAAAAAGAAGGUCUCUUAAUGUGCUUUAUGUGCAUCGACGUACAAAGGAAAGGCUAUAUCAGCCUUGAGCAAUGGGAAGCCUUCUUUAAUGUGGUCUAUGGAGGUAGGCAAGAUCAUAAAUAAGGUCAGAAGAGUCUUUGAGUCUCUUGAUACUCGUGACAUCGGCUAUAUGAACUUAGAGAAAUUUUUCCAAGGCUGAGAACUGAUAAAAUCUAUGUCCAACCUUGCUUCAACCCCUGUAAGGUUCCAAGCUUUAGAGAAAGCCAGGCUUUGACUCAUUAAGUACACUUUUCUAGACAAAAUAGUGAAAUCAAAGUGGUUUGACAUCGUAAUGUUCAUAGUGAUAAUCCUCAAUAUGGUGCUCCUCCUACUCCAGCUUUGUCCCUUUUCAGGUGAAGUUUUAGAGAUAUUCGACCUGAUUGACGACAUCUUUGUGUACAUCUUCUGAGCAGAAGCUGUGGUAAAGAUCACUGGCCUUGGAGUCAGUGAAUAUUUUAAUGACAAUUGGAACAGACUCGAUUUUGUCAUGGUAAUUCUAUCACUAAUCCUGAGUGUAACAAUGUCAGUCAUCAGGAUUUCAAAGAACUUAGUAUCAUCCAGAGGAAUCAAGUUUCUCAGAUUCAGUAAAAAUCAAAGAUGUCUCAAGUUAGUGAAAUGGAUGAAGAAAUCAAAAACAAUGUUUUGGCUUUUUGCUACCCUAGAUACCUUAUCAAGAAGCAAGGCUAUCAUCAUUAAAGCAGUAUUGUGUCUGUCAAGUUUCAGAAGAAUCACAUCUGUAAUGUUGAUAGUGUUCUAUAUUUAUGCAGUUAUUGGAACAGAACUUCUAAAGUACUCUGAAAGCGAAUAUGAAAAACUUAAAAUUGAAAAUGAAGAUGUCUCCUAUUAUGAAGGAAGCAUAUACGGAAAUUUUCAAACUUUCGAAGACUCGAUAUUUGCUCUGUUUCAAAUCCUGACAGAAUCUUCAUGGCAUAUGAUUGUACUGUACCAAGAGAUAUUUCAUGGAUUUACUUUGCCUUGAAUCUUCCUUCUCCCAUUUCACCUUUUUAUUACUUUCAUUCUGAGAUCUAUUCUACUCGGACUCACAUGGGAAGUCUUUGCAAUUGUCAAUGAGGAAGAAGAUUAUCUCAUGAAAUCAAUCAAAAUUGAUAAAGAUUUUAAAAUAGAUUUAGAAGAUAAUGAAUUUCCUAAUGAAAAAAUAACGAUGGCAGAGAGGUUAAUCCAAUCUAGUAAAAUUUCUCAGACAAAUCUAACAACGCUAAUGAGUUCCACAAUUGAAAAGAAAAGACAUAUCUCUGAUUUCGAUAAAUUAUACAAGAGCAUUUUUGAAUCAAGCAAUGACGAUUUCAAAAGUCUACACAGAUUUAUUAAAAGAAACAUCAUGAAUACUUGCUUGAGGCCAGAAGAUUUUAAAGAAGUUACAAAGCUGGACAAACUCAGACCUAACAAACCUGCUCGAGAUGACUUUAGCUUAGAUUCGCCAUAUUUUAAUACUCAUAGAAGGGAUAUUACUGGUAAACUUUUCCAAAUUAAGCGGGAAUCCAGUGGUAACAGCACUCAUUCCUGUGCUUCCUUCAGGAAAACACCUAAAGUGAUCACCUUCGACACCAGAAUUACUCUACUUGGCCACGAAUUCGAGAGUGACAACUCUUCUAACUGCAGCUUUAGUGAGAGCAGCCAUCAAAAUGAUGAGCGAUUUGGGUUCUAUGAUGAAGAGAACCUCCAAGGUCUUGAACAAGAGAAGAAAAAAGAGGAUACCAAAGAAAGCGAGAUAUUCAACAGCUAUUUAAAAAGAGAUGGAAAGAAAUAAAAUGUAUCUUAGAAGAGUCAGCUCAAUGUACCUAGCUGAAGAAGUUAUGAAAGCAUUCAAAGAUGAUGAAGAACAAGAGAACAUCGAGCUUAACGGUGAUUACAUCCUUAAAAGAGCCUUGCUUAAGGAUCAUGAUGUGCAAGCUCUUAGGACUAAAGAAAUGCAGCAUGUCUUAACUCAUUGCUGUAGAGUCCACCUUGGAAGAGAUGAGGAUGGCAAGAAGAUUAUUCAAGUCUACAGAAAGCCAGAGGUAAAGGAAGUCACAGAAGAAGAGAUCAACUCUAUUGUUAUAAAUUUUAUGAGGACCCUAAGAAUCAGCAAAUCUCCUAAAGCUGUACUUGAUGCUGUUGAUAGUAUCCAGCAGAAGAUAGAAAAGAUAUGCCCAUUUGGCUCAAUGAUUAAGAUAUUCUACCAGUAUAAGAAUAAUGACACUUGGAUAAUCCCUCAUCGAGAAGAAGUAGAAACUGGCGUUGUAAAAGUCGAAAAUUUUAUGAAAUUUUUCAAUAUAGCAACUCAAGGAGUUAGACCUAUUCUUAUCCAAGAUGUCUUCACUACAAAUUAUCAAAAAGAGGUCCCUUGAUUCAUCAGGAUCAAUGGUAAAAAGAUAAAAGGGAGUGAUAAUUUAUCAGAAAUCUGGUAUGAUGCUAUGAACAUGCUUUCAUUCUCAACUGGAUCUAAUCUUGAUAAGCUGCCUCCAGAACUUUACGAAUGGAGUCUAUUCGCCAUUCCAUUAAAAUCAAUAUCGAAGGAUCUGAUGAACAAGAACCAGUUCGAUAUGACUCAUGAUAAGAAUGAUCAAAACCUAGAGCUGUCUAUUUCCUCUAUUGAUAGUUUUGACGAAGAGAAGCAGAUGGACAUCAAAUCAGCAAUGAUCUUACUUUUCCUCUGCAAAAAGCGUAAGCGUAGCAAGCAGAAGAAGUACCUCGAUAUGGCAACAGGGAAAUACAAGUUUUCCUUCCAAUGGAGAGAGACUGAGAUAGAUAAAAGAAUUAAGACUGAAACUCUGAUAAAACUACUUCAUGAUAUCAGAGAUAUUUUCAACUCGCAUAAUGACAAAGUUUAUUACCAUAUGAAUGACUUUAUACAGUUCAAUGAGCUCUCCCACUUCUUUGCACAGAGAAUGGAGAAUCCCAAGAUUAAGAGGCUUAUGAGCGUGUAGAUAGAAGUAAAAUAGGAUAGUCUUCUGAAGGCAAAGGAAGGGUAAGAUGCAAAACUGAAUGUACUAGAGAUUUAUGAUUGGUAAAAUUGAUAAAUUGCCAAAAAUCCUAAAACCU